Messenger RNA from Sardina pilchardus (European sardine), 4508 nucleotides. It is a transcript of the gene plekha7a, whose product is annotated as pleckstrin homology domain containing, family A member 7a. Bases 51 to 3959 code for a protein of 1302 amino acids. The record is from RefSeq and is a predicted model, not a curated record. Gene Ontology annotation, molecular function: protein binding. The transcript has 28 exons. Lineage: Eukaryota; Metazoa; Chordata; Actinopteri; Clupeiformes; Clupeidae.
CGAGGCCGGACUCCCAGGGGGCAGAAUGAAGUAGACUUCAGACCCUUAUCAUGGCGGCGCCGUUCGGGCGGGACAGCUUACCUGAACACUGGACGUAUGGAGUCUGCCAGGAUGGAAGGGUGUUUUUCAUUAAUGAUGAAACGCGCACCACUACUUGGCUGCAUCCCCGAACUGGCGAGCCUGUCAAUUCCGGACAUAUGAUACGAUCAGAUUUACCGAGAGGAUGGGAAGAGGGUUUCUCGACCGAAGGAGCCAGUUAUUUUAUUAACCAUAACCAGCAGACGACCACGUACUGGCACCCCGUGACGGGACAGCUCUCGCCCGAAAACGCCGAGUUCCUGCUACAGGAUCUCCCCCCAGUGACGGUGCGCAUGUCCGCUGUGCAGCCCCCCCAGACGGACCCCUACCCUCCCAGUGAGCUCACCGAGGCACCCACUGCCACCACCGUGCCCCCGGGCUCUGGAAACCACACCUCCAAGAGCCACAGAUCGUCCAGUCGUGUGUACAGCUUUGGGAAGCGGGAACAGUCUAUCAAGAGGAACCCUAACAUUCCUGUGGUGGUGCGGGGAUGGCUCUACAAACAGGACAGCUCAGGCUUGCGUCUGUGGAAGAGGAAAUGGUUCGUGUUGGCUGAUUACUGCCUGUUUUAUUACAAAGACAGCAGAGAGGAGUCGGUCCUAGGAAGCAUUCCUCUGCCCAGUUACGUCAUCUCCCCAGUCGACCCCGAUGACCACAUCAGCCGCAAGUUUGCCUUCAAGGCUACUCACACGGGCAUGCGCUCCUUCAUCUACAGUAAGAGUGCUCUGAUUGGCUCGCAGGCGGAGCAUGGUGGCAUGAGGACGUACUACUUCAGCGCAGACACACAAGAGGACAUGAACGGCUGGAUCAGAGCCAUGAACCAGGCGGCUCUCAUGCAAAACCACCAGAACCACGGUGUGAGAGUGUCAGAGAAACUUGAGAAGUCCGAGCAUCUGAUUGACGCAGAAGAGAUGGAACCUGAGCACAAAGCGGCCGAGCCCCAGACCAAUCACAUCACGGUCAGACCUCUUAACCCCGCCCAGAUGGAGGUGGACGCCCCGCCCAACGGCCCGCUGAGGCCAGACCGGGAGGAGGCCGUCCAGGAGAUGGCGCUGGAGGCUCCGUCGGUGGAGGAGGAGCCUGGCAAAGCGCCGUCCAGCGGGGCCACCGGCGAAGAAGAGGCCUUCCUGACGGGCUCCGACUCCCGGCCUCCGUCCCGCGGCCCGUCGCGGGGUCCGUCGCGAGGCCCCUCAUCCUGGGGGCCCCCCUCCCGACCCCCCUCCACGGUGCCCAACGGCUCCCUGCCGGAGGUGAACGGCAUCGGGGGAGGCGUGGGCAUGGGCAUGGCGGUGGGCGUGGUGAGCAGGGGGCCGACCCCGCGGGCCGACGGCGGCGCCCAGGCGCAGAGGAAGAGCAUGCUGGAGCAGGUGGAGCACUGGGUCAAAGUGCAGAAGGACGAGCAGAGAGCGACUCUGACGCGACGGCCAAAGUCCACCCAGCCUGUCAGCACAGUGGUGGAGGUCUACCACUCCAACGCCCCCCAGUCGUACCACAGCAACCCUCGCCAGCCGUACCCGCCCAACCAGGCGCAGUCCUACCAGACCCUGCCCAAGACCCCGCCCAGCCAGCGCCAGCGGCUGCCCAGCGACUACAAGUACGCGCAGGACCGGGUCAGUCACUUCCAGCUGACGCACGGCCACCCGCCGACGGCCGGCAAGGACAAGACCGUGUGGCAGCUGUACGAGUGGCAGCAGCGGCAGCGCUACAGGCACGCCAGCCCCACCGCCCCCCUCUACAACCCCAGCCCAGACUACCCCGGCCCACGACUGGGCUACUCCGCAUCCCAAAAGAAGGACAAGCCCAGGUCCAUCCCUGUGCCCCCAACCAUGGCUGACAUCCCCCCUCCCGGGCCACCGCGAACCAGACAGUCGUCGCCCCGGCGACCGCACACCCCUGCCAACCGCGUCACCGUCCAGCCGCUGGACCAGAGGCCGGUGGUGGAGGUGCCCCCGUCUGCAUCGCCACGGCGACAACACACACACAAGUCGGCGACUGUGGACAGACGCUCCAUGCCUCCGUCAGGUUACAUAACCCACACAGUCAGCGCGCCGAGUCUCUACGGGAAGACGGUGGAUGACACUUAUGUGCAGCUGAAGAAAGACCUGGAGUACCUGGACCUAAAGGUGAUUGCCCCAGACACGCUGACGGGGCGGACUGGGAAGCCGGUGAAGGUCGCCGAGAGCGACAUGGAUGUUCAACUCAGCAGACUGUGUGAGCAAGACAAAAUCCUCCAGGAGCUGCAAGCCAAGAUCAGUGCCCUCAAAGAGGACAAGGAUAAGCUGGAGUCGGUGCUGGACGUGUCCCACCAGCAGAUGGAGCUGUACCAGGACCAGCCGGCCCACGCCGACAAGAUCGCCUGCCAGCAGAGACUGCUGCAGGAGGACGUGGUGCACAUCCGCGCAGAGAUAUCCUGGGUCUCCACGGAGAUGGAGCGCUCCUGGCUGGAGUACUGCAGGCAAGAACAGUGUGUGCUCCAACUAAGAGAAGCACUUCAGGGCCAGAUGGAGCUCUGCACCGACCCACAGGAGAAAGCUCAAAUGAAGAGAGAACUGUGGAGGAUUGAAGAUGUCAUGGCAGGUUUAAGCACCAACAAAGCCAACUAUAAAAUCACCAUCAACUCAGUGCAGAACCCAGAGCGGAAACUUGCCCCAUCUGUGCCUGAGUCUAGCGUGCCUUCUCGGUGUAUGACCCCUGCUCUGGGAGAGAGGUCGUCGCGGAGCAGCCCUCUCCUCACAGAGAACCCCCCCAUCCAGUGGCAGCCACCCCCAACACACACUUCAGUGCCAACGUGGGUGGAGGAUGCACCCCCUCCCCGCCCCCCGCUGCCCCUCCUGUAUGACGGCGAGGACAUGCCACCGGCCGUUCCCCCGCUCCCCAAGGAGGCAGCCGUCAUCAGGCACAUGUCGGUCCGAGGCCUCAAACGCCAGUCGGACGGGAGGAGGCGCGACCGAGAGGGCCACUACACCGUAGACAGCAAGGUGGAGUUGCGAUCGUACCUCAGUGAGCCUGAGCUGGCAGGAAAUGGCCAGGGGCGUGCUGAGGGCAGUUUCCAGACGCUGCCAAACAAAGGUCUAUCUGGUUCGUCCUCCAGGAUAUACCAAACGGGCCAUGUGUCCUCAUUUGUCACGAUGAGGAAAGGCAGUGACUUCCGAGGAGGUUUACAGGAGAGACCGAAGAGUGCCUUGGAGAGGCUGUACGGCUCCGACUCCCAGCAGGCCGAGCAGCCUCAGCCGCGCGGGCGCAUGAGCGCCGAGGAGCAGCUGGAGCGGAUGAAGCGCCACCAGAGGGCGCUGGUGCGGGAGCGCAAACGCAACCUCAGCCAGGGCGAGCGCCACUCCAGCGUCUCCACGACCACCUCCCGACCCUCGACCUCUGACCCCGCCUCACAAAAUAAGGAGCAGGAUUUGGAUUCACAGCUGCUGGAGAGAACAGUACCCAGAGAGGAGCAGUGGACUGCUGGAGGGAGGGGCAGUGAAAGCCUGAAUGGGCCCAGCCAAUCAGAAGCCGUGAGCAAUGAUGGGGAGUGGCUUACAGCGUUUGCUGUGCCCAUGAGAGAGCAGAGAGAACAAGAUCUCGAACCUGUGGACUUUGAGUUUGAUAUCAGCAGAGAGCUGGCUACUCCACAGAAGGUGCCAAUCCCCAGACGCUAUGUGGACCUGGAGGAGAGCCUGACCUCUGAGGAGAUGGAGGCUCGCGACCUUAAAGCGGAGAAGAUCAAGAAUCUCCUCGCCAAAUCAAGUGGUCAGACAGUGGACACUGCAGAGCUGGACUCCGCCCUGCAGCAGAGGGAGAGGAUUGUGGGUAUUCCGCGUGCCUUGGCAUCUGAGGCAUCGAUCAAGAUCAAGCAGGCCGCUGCAGCCAGAGCCUACCUUGGACAAUGAGCGGCAAUGUGCAAUGGCCUGCUCGCCUGGAUUCAAGUCUUUCCAUUUGCAAUCAAUAUAAAAUAUUUAACGCUUCACUGAAAAUGAUGUCUCCUAUUUAUGGCCCACAAGUGCUUUGUGUUAGACCACAAUGUUUUGUACAUUUAUUUUAAUCCGUGUUUGAGCCAGAUACACAUGCUUUGCCUUGUUUCUAAUAUGGCAUAAUACCUGGUUUGUUUUGCACUUGUAACUUGUACUUGUUUGAUAUCUCCAACAAAAUCAAACACUCCAAUAUUUGAAUCCAACUUUGCAAGAGAAUAGUCUUCUUAUUUUGACAAAUACUGUAUUUUCUGUUCAUAGUAUCAAUAUCUUUGUGGAAGCAAUGGAGAAAAACUGUAAUAAUUAUCUUUUUAUACACUAUGACGUAUGACUAUGGUUGACUCUGACAAAAACAUGCACUGUGUGUAUUGCAGUUUGGUCAAAUUCUGAGUAUUUUUAAUUUUGCUGCUAAAUGAGAUUUUGUUUUAAAAGUUUGAAAAUGAGUCACAUGAAUUAAAUGUUAAUAUUGUA